Acanthocheilonema viteae is the source of this 2943-nucleotide messenger RNA. The record is from the annotation of a GenBank genome assembly. Lineage: Eukaryota; Metazoa; Nematoda; Chromadorea; Rhabditida; Onchocercidae.
AUGGCAGCUUUAUUGGAACAAUGGGUAAAUGAUGAAUUGUACACGUUGGUGGGUUGCAGUGAUCGUACCGCCGUGCAAUAUAUUUUAGCAUUGGCACGAAAAUCAACAGAUGCUGAGGAUUUGCUAGAGCGAUUGCGAAGUACGGAUACAAUGGAAGAUACACCAGCGGUGAGGAAAUUUACCAGUGAAUUGAUUGCACGGGUACCACAUGCAGCUGCCAAAAUAGAAAAAGUAAUACAACCAUCAGAAGCUGAACUACGUGCAAAAGAAAUCAUGCGUCUAAAUCGAGGUUUAAAGACAAUUGAAUCCGAUGAUGAAGAUGUACCGUAUAAAAAGCGUAAAGAGAUAAGAAAUAGAAAAAUCAAAAACAAACUUUUGGUAAAAGAAAGUGCAAGUGAUGAAAUGGAUCGGAUAAAAGCUGAGGAGGAACAAGAUUUGCGAGAACGUGAUGAACUGGCGGCAAGAAUAAGACAAAGAGACAAAGAAAAAACUCGAAAUAUAGUGACAAAGUCGGAUAAAAAGGCUGAGGAAGAAGCUGCAAAGAGGCUAAAGUUGGAAACAAAAGAUCGUACUACGAUCGUUUCACAAUUGCGUGAAGAAAGUCGGAAGCAAUAUCUGUCAAAGAGGAAGGAUGACAAACUUGAUGAACUUGAAAAGAUUGUUGAGGAUGAUGAACACUUUUUUGCGAAUGAACAGUUGACGGAUCGGGAGAAAUCAGAUAUGAAAUAUCGAAAAGAUAUACUAGAAUAUGCGCGACAACAUGAACGUGCAGCGGAUUUUCUUAAAAUCAAACGUUACCAUGUCCCUGAUGCUAAAGUAAAAUCAGUACCGAUAGAUAGUUUAGAAGAUGCGGAUGAAAUUCCAAAGGGUGAUGGGAAACGUUGGGAAGAUGAUCGGUUGGCGGCAGCUAUCUCCAAGUAUGGUGCCAGAGAUAAGAAACGGGAUGUAUUUGAAAUGGUACUAGAUGAUGAAAAAAUUGAUUUCAUCCAAGCUUUUCAAAUGCCUGGCACAUCGAACACCGAGGAAAAAACAUUUUCGGCUGCCCAGAAAAAGAAAAUAACGUUAGCUGAAACAAGGAAAUCACUCCCAGUUUAUACAUAUCGAGAUGAGUUCGUACAAGCAGUUCACGAUCAUCAAGUGCUUAUCAUCGAGGGUGAGACGGGUUCUGGAAAAACCACUCAACUUCCACAGUAUUUAUAUGAAGCGGGGUUUUGUGUGAACAAAAUGAAAGUUGGGUGUACGCAACCUCGUCGAGUGGCAGCCAUGAGUGUAGCUACUCGAGUAGCGGAAGAGAUGGGUGUGAAGUUGGGAAUUGAGGUUGGUUAUUCAAUACGUUUCGAAGACUGUACAUCGGAAAGAACAGUCAUAAAGUAUAUGACUGAUGGUAUGCUGCUACGAGAGUUUCUGAAUGAACCAGAUUUAGCCAGUUAUAGUGUUAUUAUCAUCGAUGAAGCUCACGAACGAACACUGCAUACGGAUGUUUUAUUCGGUUUAGUGAAGGACAUAGCACGGUUUCGCAGACGUUUCCCAGUGGAUAUUUAUUACACAAAAGCUCCUGAAGCCGAUUAUCUUGAUGCAGCAAUGGUCUCGAUUUUACAAAUUCACUUAACACAGCCACUUCCUGGAGAUAUUCUCGUUUUCUUAACCGGACAAGACGAAAUUGAAACACUGAUGGAAUCUUUAUUAGAGAGAACAAAGUACUUUGGGAAAAAAAUUAAAGAACUUAUUGUUUUGCCCAUUUAUGCGAAUCUGCCUUCCGAUUUGCAAGCCAAAAUUUUCGAGCCAACUCCACCAAAUGCUCGAAAGGUUGUUUUGGCUACUAAUAUAGCUGAGACCUCCAUCACUAUUGAUGGAAUCUGUUAUGUGAUCGAUCCUGGGUUUAGUAAACAGAAUUCUUUUGAUGCUAGGAGUGGUGUCGAGCAUUUACAUGUUGUCACCAUUUCAAAGGCUGCUGCUAAUCAGCGUGCUGGAAGAGCUGGUCGGACCGGUCCCGGAAAGUGUUUCCGUUUGUAUACUGCGUGGGCAUACAAAAAUGAAUUGGAAGAUCAACCCAUUCCGGAAAUCCAAAGAACGAAUUUGGGCAAUGUUGUGCUGAUGUUAAAAAGCUUGGGCAUCCAUGAUUUAGUUCAUUUUGACUAUCUGGAUCCGCCCCCUCAAGAAACGCUAGUAAUUGCGCUGGAACAGUUAUAUGCACUUGGAGCUUUGAAUCAUCGUGGUGAACUGACCAAAUUGGGAAGGCGAAUGGCUGAAUUUCCAUGUGACCCGUGCAUGAGUAAAAUGAUUAUCGCAUCCGAAAAGUACGGAUGUUCUGAAGAAAUUAUCACUAUUGCUGGAAUGUUAUCAUGUAACGCAGCAGUGUUUUAUCGGCCUAAAGCAUUAGUUAUCCAUGCAGAUGCUGCUCGAAAAGGUUUUUGGGUACCAGGUGGAGAUCAUCUCACUUUGCUUAAUGUUUAUAAUCGUUGGCGAGAUACCAACUAUUCGUCGCAAUGGUGCAUGGAAAAUUUUGUUCAGUAUAGGACGAUGAAAAAAGCUCGGGAUGUUCGCGAUCAGCUUGAAGGUUUAUUGGAAAGGGUUGAGAUAGACCAGGUUUCAAACAGCGACUCAAUAGCAAUUCGAAAAACAAUUACCGCAGGAUACUUCUACAAUUGCGCCAAACUUGAUAGCAGCGGACAUUAUAAAACUGUUAAGCACAAGCACACAGUGCAUAUUCAUCCAAAUUCCUCUUUAUUUGAAGAAACUCCGCGGUGGAUGAUUUAUUUCGAGCUUGUCUUCACAUCUAAAGAAUUCAUGCGCGAGGCAAGUCUUGGAGUCAUCGAGAUUGAGAGUAGUUGGUUAACGGAAGUCGCACCACAUUAUUACAGAGCCAAAGAACUGGAAGACUCGACCAACCGAAAAAUGCCAAAACAAAAAGGAAAAGCUGCAUUUGAACUGUCAUCAUUGUGA